UUACAAUUGGUGAAUUUUAAAAAUCUAUAAGGAACUCAGUAAUUUCUAAAGUGGUUUAAAAAAUGUUUAGGGCGCGAAAGAAAAUACACUAUCUAAGCCUUAAUUUGGUUGAGAUACCUCAGCACCUAAGAAAUAUGAAAAAAGUAAAAGAUGACUUCCCCCUGCAACGGAUUUCCGUGGAAAAGUUGGAAAUCAACAUGGAAGUCGAUUUAGAGAGAGCUUUGGAACUAUGCGGCGCUGGCAAAUAUCAGGUCUUCCACUGUGCUCUGAUGGUGACGACGCUCGGGGCAGCCAUGUUGGAAAUGAUCGGAUCCUCCUUCAUCCUACCGGCGGCCGCCUGUGAUCUGGAUAUACCUGAUAACUUGAGAGGAAUUAUAACUUCUAUACCUAAUAUUGGAGUGAUAGUCACAGCACCGUUCUGGGGACGCGCAGCAGACACUUUCGGCAGAAAACCAGUACUUCUGUUUUCAACAGCGGUGUCGGGAGUGAUAGCGCUGGUAGCCGCCUUCAUGCCCAGCCUGUUGAGUUUCGCUCUGUGCAAGUUCCUUGGUUCCUUGUUUCUCUCCUGUCCCUCGUCCCUCGGGUUCGCGUACGCCGGCGAGCUGGUGCCGAGGAUGAGGAGAGACCUCGCGGUGUUGAUAUGCAACGCUCUGCUCAUGCUGUUCGCUUCCUUGUGUCCCAUUUUCGCAUGGGGCGUCCUGUCGUACAACUGGCUGGCGCUAGGGCUUCGCCCCUGGCGCGUGCUGACGGUGGUGUACGCCGCGCCGCUGCUGCUGGUGGCGCUGUGGCUCACGCAGACCAAGGAGAGCCCCAAGUUCCUCAUGACGAAGGGCAACGCGACACAAGCUUUGGAAGUCCUGCGGCAUAUCUUCGCUUACAACAGCCGCUGCGCUAAAAAUACCUAUUGCGUGACGUCACUGAAGAGUGAUGAAGACAAGCCUGAUGAGGAGAAGCAGUCGGCACUGGCGCUGCUGCGGCCGCCGCAUGCCAAGUGGGUCGCUCUGACGGGGUUCCUGAUGUUCGGCUUGUUUUCCUUGUUAAACGGACUGUUCUUAUUCGCACCUAACACGAUAAACAAGAUGAUGACACAAGGAGACCAGCCUGCUACUAUUUGUAUGUUAUUGAAAGAACCUGAAAAUCAGACCUCCAACGCGACGUGCGUGGACAGCAUAUCGUCGAGCACCUUCCAGAUCACAGUGCUGACGUCGGUGAUCUACGGCGUCCUGGUGCUGCUGCUGAGCCUCAGCCCGCUGUCCAAGAAGGCGCUGCUGGUGGGCAUGUACGCUGUGGUCGGCGCCAGCAGCCUCGUCUCCGCCUUCACCACCAACAGGAUAGUGGCAGGCAUAUCGAUGUCAGCCCUCCAGAUAACCGCUCUGGGCAUCGGGCCGCUGUGCGCCUACACCGUACAGCUCUUCCCGACCAGCUUGAGAGGCACGGCGGUGGGCGCGGUGAUGAUGUUCGGGCGGCUGGGCUCGGUGGCGGGCGCCAACGCUGCCGGGGUCUUCUUGGCCGGAAGCUGCAUCGCCACUUUCUACGGGUUCGCGGCGCUUCUGUUCUUCUGUGCAGGCCUCAGUUUUCUGCUACCAAGAGACCAACCGCCGAGCAAAGUCGGGUGAAACACCGCUGUCACACAAUCACCAAUCCUUAGUGAUAUAUACUACGUCUGACUCAAAAACAGUAUAAUAUAUACGUAUGAGAUAUAUGUAUACGAGUACUAAGUUAGGUUAAAGUUAGUUUUUGAAAAUCACUUACAAGUAACCGUUGCUUCUGCAUUGCAUUAGCGACACACGGUCAUUACAUCGAAAUAAAUGAUUAUAUUAUGGACUAGCGGACGCCCGCGACUUCGUCCUCCCUUAGACCUCUUUAAUCCAGCACUUACAGUAGUAUAAGUCGUAAAAAUGGAGUAACUUCUCCCGUUUUCCCAACAUUUCCCUUCACUGUUCUGCUCCUAUUGAUCGCAGCAUGAUGAAAAGUACACUAUAAUCUGCCCAGGAGUAUGAAGAAUAAUUUUACCAAGUUUCAUUAAAAUCCGUUAAGUAGUUUUUUGUUUCUAUAAUGAACAUACAGAGAGACGAAAUAUUUACUGAUUGCAUUUUUGGCAUCAGUAUCGAUCACUAAUCACCCCAGGAUAAUAUUUUGGAAAUAUAUUUCAUGUACAGAAUUGACCUCUCUACAGAUUUAUUAUGAGUAUAAAUAGAUAUGGCUUCAAUACUUUUUCACUGCCCGCAGACUAGACAAUAUACUUGACCGUGUGUGGCUGGCGUUACGCUUCUUCAGUUUCACACAUUGUAUCUGUCUGUUGUUAUCAUUCAAAAAUACGUACCUCUUUAGAUGUUGGUGAAAAAUAACUUCUAGAAAAGACAUAUAUUAUAAAAAAUGUCAAAGAUUGUCAGAGCUAUGUGAAUUAGAGAAAUUAAAUCUAAGUAAAACAAAACGAAGAAGAAUAUAAAACAAUACAAUAAUUACAAUAUUAUAGUAAAACGCUUUUUGACAGAUUUUCAUUUAGUAUUCACUAAUAAGAAGUUUUAUGUACUCAUGAAGAUAAUAUUUUUUAAGGCUUUAGGUAUGUUUAAACUGUUUGAAAUACUAAUAUAAUUAAUUUAUUGAUAAUUGUUGGAAACGAGGGAAGAAGUCAAAUCUCCUGGGAGCUGUCAUCGAAAACGCUGCCAAAUCCCAUCAUAUUAAAAACAAUGAAUGUACUUUUACACUGAUUUACUCGCAGACGAAACUGCGGGCGUCUGCUAGUACUAAAUAAAAGGAAGUACCUAAAUGCGGCAGGGUAAUUCAUUAACUUUGACUAAUGUUACUUACUUAUACUAUACUUAAACAAUACACAUCACUAUCUAGCCCCAAAGUAAGCAUACAGAGUAGUUUGUGUUAUGGGUGCUAAGAUAGUUGAUAUUAUAAUAUUAAUAUACAAUUAUAUACUACAUAUAAAUACUUAUAUAAUGUAUAAAUACACACAGACACUGGAAAACACCCAUGUUCAUCACACAAAUAUUUUCCAGUUGUGGGAAUCGAACCCACGGCCGUGGAUGCAGAAAGCAGGGUCACUACCCACUGCGCCACGCGGCCGUCAAAAUGACAUACAUGUAAUUGAGAUUCUAUGUAACAGAUGUCACCCAGUGCCUACUGACAACCCUUCGUGGAAUCAUGCAGUAGGUACUUUAUGACAUUUCUCAAGUGAUUUGAUGUUUAUUUUAAUAGGUUGUUAAUAAAGACCAAAGUAGUGACUAGACCAGCCCCCUUAGCCAAGUAGCACGUCAAUUUUCUUUCUACGAUCGCUUACGCUUCGAAAAUUUUGACGGCCUCCGUGGCGCAGUGGUAUGCGCGGUGGAUUUACAAGACGGAGGUCCUGGGUUCGAUCCCCGGCUGGGCAGAUUGAGAUUUUCUUAAUUUGUCCAGGUCUGGCUGGUGGGAGGCUUCGGCCGUGGCUAGUUACCACCCUACCGGCAAAGACGUACCGCCAAGCGAUUUAGCGUUCCGGUACGAUGCCGUGUAGAAACCGAAAGGGGUGUUGAUUUUCAUCCUCCUCCUAACAAGUUAGCCCGCUUCCAUCUUAGACUGCAUCAUCACUUACCAUAAGGUGAGAUUGUAGUCAAGGUCAAAAAAAAAAUUAGAAAGAUGUAUAAGAAUCACAUUUGCUAUCGACAGGUCACGUGAUCAAGAUCUGUCAUUCCCAUUCAUUUUUCUAGUUUUCGAAGCGUUAGCGAUCGUAGAAAGAGAAUCGACUUGCCACUUGGCUAGGAGGGCAGCAGGUGGUUCACACCGCUUUAAAUAGUCGAUCCUGAUUAAUUAUCUUGUUUCUUUAAAUAUCACUUUAGCAUUUAUUUUUAAAAUAGUGUUCGUUGUAAGAUGAUUAGUGACAUUCGUGGAUGAGUAAUAAAUUAUUUAUGUGUAAAUAAAUUACAAUGUAUUUACAUUUAAAUGAAUUAAAAUUUUAUUAUUUUAAUA
Bicyclus anynana (squinting bush brown) is the source of this 3954-nucleotide messenger RNA. Its product is annotated as putative transporter svop-1. Gene Ontology annotation, molecular function: transmembrane transporter activity. The transcript is spliced from 12 exons. Bases 63 to 1616 code for a protein of 517 amino acids. Gene Ontology annotation, biological process: transmembrane transport. The record is from RefSeq and is a predicted model, not a curated record. Lineage: Eukaryota; Metazoa; Arthropoda; Insecta; Lepidoptera; Nymphalidae.